Molecule: messenger RNA, 5433 nt
Organism: Coturnix japonica (Japanese quail)
Lineage: Eukaryota; Metazoa; Chordata; Aves; Galliformes; Phasianidae
Gene: CILK1
Product: ciliogenesis associated kinase 1
Biological process (GO): protein phosphorylation
Molecular function (GO): protein kinase activity; ATP binding
Source: RefSeq, a predicted model, not a curated record
GGCUCCGUCUCCGCUGGAUGGCGCCAGUUCCGGCACGCCGUGCUGGGCUGCGGGCCUCGCCCCGACACGGAGCGCGGCGGUGCCGGCAGAGCGAGGAGCCGCUGCCGUGCCAUGAACCAAAGGCUAAGUCUUGAAAACAUGAUUCCUGCAACUGUUGACACUGUCCUGAGUGCUCUGUAUUUAUGCUGCCACAGAAAGAACUGGUUACAGUCGGAGAAGAAACACUAAGGACUCAAAUGCGCUUGCAACUAAAGUAUCCUCAUCAUGAAUAGGUAUACAACUAUCAGACAGCUUGGUGAUGGGACCUACGGCUCUGUCCUCCUAGGGAGAAGCAUUGAAUCUGGGGAGCUAAUAGCCAUUAAAAAAAUGAAGAGAAAGUUUUAUUCCUGGGAGGAAUGCAUGAACCUUCGGGAAGUCAAGUCUUUGAAGAAGCUAAACCAUGCCAACGUAGUAAAGCUGAAAGAAGUUAUCAGGGAAAAUGAUCAUCUCUAUUUUGUGUUUGAGUACAUGAAGGAAAAUCUUUAUCAGUUAAUGAAAGAAAGAAACAAACUGUUUCCUGAAGCUACAGUUAGGAAUAUUAUGUAUCAGAUCCUGCAAGGGCUUGCGUUUAUCCAUAAACAUGGAUUCUUUCACAGAGAUUUGAAACCUGAAAACCUCCUUUGUAUGGGACCAGAACUUGUGAAAAUAGCAGACUUUGGCUUAGCCAGAGAAAUCCGAUCUAGACCUCCCUACACUGAUUAUGUAUCCACAAGAUGGUACAGGGCUCCUGAAGUCCUUCUUAGAUCCACCAGCUAUAGCUCUCCAAUAGAUAUUUGGGCUGUUGGUUGCAUAAUGGCAGAAGUUUACACACUGAGGCCUCUCUUCCCAGGCGCCAGUGAAAUUGAUACAAUAUUCAAAAUUUGCCAAGUUUUGGGGACACCAAAGAAGAAUGACUGGCCUGAAGGCUACCAGCUUUCAUCCUCCAUGAAUUUUCGCUGGCCUCAGUGUGUACCUAACAACUUAAAAACCCUCAUACCUAAUGCUAGCAGUGAGGCAGUGCAACUGAUGAGAGACAUGCUGCAGUGGGACCCCAAAAAGCGGCCAACAGCGAGCCAGGCGCUUCGAUAUCCGUACUUCCAGGUUGGACAUGCUUUAGGCCUUCAAGAGCUGACGAGACAAAAGGAACUCCAUGAUAAAUCAUCUCUGCAUAUUAAGCCUGUUCCUCCAGCACAACCUCCUUCAAAAUCCCAUGCCCGCAUUUCUUCACGGUCGUUUCAGCAAAGCCAAACUUCUGAACAUUUGGUCUAUCCAUGUAAGAAAGACAACUCUGGGACUGAUCACAGUAAAUAUUUACAGGAGGACAAAUCAAACCAGGUUCAUCUGCCUGCAAUUCACAAUAAGGUUCCACAACAGGUAAAGAAAGCAUCUACUGGGACUGAGAACAUAAAUGGUGAACUUAAACCAAAAGCCAGGCGAAGGUGGGGACAUCUUGCUAGGCCAGUGAAGAAUUCUGAAGAGUGGGAUGACUUGGAAGACCUUGAUUUCAGCUCUUCUGUCACGAGGGUGGACUUGAAAAACAAAAAGAGGCAGAAUGAUGAAACUAUUUGUAGAUUUGAAAGCAUUCUGGACCUGAAGCCCUUGGAUGCAGUUGGCUCUGGCAGCAGUGCACCAUCCCAUGCUCUCUUCCCACGGCAGGAUACUCCCACACUGCAUGUUUCUGCAGCAAAGCAGCACUACCUGAGACAUUCUAGGUAUCUACCUGGAGUAAACACAAGAAAUAACGUGGUCUCCACUUCAAGCAAGGAAGUUCCAUCUAAUCCCUGGCCCAGUUCUGGUUUGCCUGGAAAAGCUUCAGUUUUAGGAGGAAGUAUUAACAGGAUAAAUUCAGGUCCUAUAGGAUCAAAUGGUCUAACUGGUGGUUAUAUCCCUUCAUUUAUGAAGAAGGAAGCAGGCUGUGCUGGGCAGAGAGUUCAGUUAGCACCAAUUGCAGAUCCAUCUUCAAAUUAUGCUCCUCUGACGUCAGCGAAACCCCAUCUUGGACGGCCACCAUUCAAUUCACCUUCUAAAAGCACCCCCGGGGUAACGCAGCUCCCACCCCCAGCUCAGCCGAUCCAUGGCCGCAUUGACUGGUCUGCGAAGUACCGAGCUCAGCGGUGACACCUGCAGUGCUCUCCCAGCAGCGCCUAUUUCCCAAAUGGUGACAGACACGUGACAGUUUUCUACUGUUCUAUAGACUUGUAAAUUUAAGAGAAGCAAAUCUUCUACGGUCGAGACCUUUCUGAAGGUCACUUUGCUUUUGUUUUUUAACUUUCAUUUGUAUUAAUUUCAAUGCAAUCUUGUACCUUUUUUUUUUUUUUUUGUAUGAACUUUUGUUAUAUAAUUGUGUCCAAUUAUUUUCAUAGAUCUGAUACCUUUUGUAUAUAUGGCUUUAAAGAUCUUGGCAUUUUGAUACGAUACAUUUUUAUAACAAACUUUUUUAAACUGUAACUUUUCCUUCAUUGGAUUCAACAUUUUUUAUAAAAACGAGUUUUUAGGAAAAAAAAAGCAAAGUGGUGCAAUAUUGUGUUGGAAGAGAAGAGUGAGGAAAGGCGCAUUCGUUACGAUGUUUUCUAAAGCUUAUGUGCUAAGUGAGACUGUUCAAUUGUGGCGAUGCCGCGUCUUGAUGCCACACUGCUGCUGUUGUGCACUCGUUUGCUUUGGACACCAAAGGAAUGAGUGAGCAACAGCCUAACGUCUCCUCUGCAGCCACUGAGAGACUGCUGGAAGUCCCAAGUCAGUGGGAAGCUUUUCUUUCUUGUAUUUAUUAUUUGAAUUUCACAAGGCUCUUGUUGGUCCACUGUCCAGCUUUCCUUUCUUUUGCUUUUACCAAAGCUGGGUAAUCUUGUUUUGUAAAGGAUAAUCAGUAGAUUGGUUUCCUGACACUGCUUGUUUGUCCUGCUUCAAAGUUACCUCUUGGUGUUGUUCUCUAUGAAAUAGAAUGUGGACCUACCUCUCUUAAAUUUCCUUAAGUGUUUCCUAAUGGCUGAUAAGGAGAAACAUCAGGUUCUGUUUUUGCUGUUGUCGGGAACAGAAGAUCCAAAUGCAUAUGUAAGGCGGUAUUGAGAAUUACAAAGCUAAAAGUAUUAGCGAGAUGCCAGCAGCAGAGUUUAAGGAAACAGUAUCUAUGCAUUUGACUUAAUUUUUUUAACUGUAUUAAUGACUCUGGGGGGGGGGGAAAGUAAAUUUGGAGCAAUUGGAUAUGUUCAAGCUUCAAUUCUUCUUCAUUUCAAUAUGUCUUCAUUUGUGAUGUGAAGAGUACAUCAGUUGCUGUAAAUUAGGCCCUCAGACUCUACUGGGUGAGAAUGAGGCCUUACGUCAGACUGCUAAAAACAAUUCAGUUUGAAGGAGAAAAUGAAUGAGUGGGUUCUAGGCAAAGGAAGGUCGUUUCUGCACUGGAAAGCAGCACCAGAGUUCAGCUAUCAGCAAAUGCUUCAUUUUGGUCAUAGUGUUUGGCUAUUCCUUCACCUCCUUCCACAGAAGAUGAGUCCUGUAGGUGAGAUGGUUACAGUGCUGUGGGAGAACGUCUUUUAUAGCUGCAUUUUUGGAUGAGCAACUUCAAAGCUGAAACGUGCUGUGAAAACACAUCGUCCCACAGAACUGUACAGAAAUGCUCAGCUUUGGGGAAACCUCAUCUAAACUCAUUUUAUGAAUGGAUUGGGCUGGUCUGGUAGUGAUGAGGUGUCUGAAGGGAUCGGAGCAGCUGUGGUUCUUGGCAUCUGGCUGCUUAGAAGGAGAGAAGUGUGCCAGUGAUGUCCUCAGUGGGAGAUCUGCAUGCCCCGUGAGGGGCACCUGCUGUGGGAUGGAGGCUGGUAACACACCCCGGCCUUCUCGGUUCGUUCCAUGAGGACACACGGGACUCAGGAAACACCUCCCCAUAGUAAGCUGCUGGCUCAGUGCUAUGGGGAACCCAGAGGGGCUCUGGUCACUGUUGGCUUUUACUGACUCAAUCCACAAGGCAAAAAGGACCAGAAGUGUCUAUGCAUUAAGAAAGCAUGUGCCUAAGACUUGCCAUGUCCAGCUACGCCAGGCAUUUGUUAAGAACAAGUGCUAACAGCAAACUAUACACAACUGCUUCCAUAGCAGCAAUAUUAAUGCAUAGCAAUGACCAUUCCAAUUCUAAGCCACAUGCUGAUGUUGUGUUUGGGUAAGUGGAAAGGGAAAUAUGUAUAUUUGUGUUAGAAACUGUAAAGGUGGUUGUUUAUGUUGGUGGAAAUAAAUAUCUGUAUUUAUAUCUAGAUAGCAUUUAAUUUAUUUUAUUUUUUGCUGAAUAAUCGAUUUAAGAGGAAAUAGCCUGAACCUAUCCUAAGCAUCCCUAGACCUAUAUAGGCAGUUUAUGUAGUCUGUUCCAUACAUACAGUUCCAAUGAAAGGAGACAAGUCAUGAGAGCACGCUGCUGAGGCUUGGGCUCAUCCUACCUACCCACAUGUGCCUGAGCUUCUUGCAAAGCAGGGAGGAGUGAGAAUCACAUCUCGAGAUGUGCAGCUGACCUGAGGACUUUCCUGGAGAUGCCCAGAUCUCUCUCUGUUAAUGAUGGGGACCGCUCCAAGUGCUUAAAGUGAUACAGGAUGAAUACAGACUCGGCCUGUGUAUAUCUGAACCUCCAUCAGCCCAGCCCUGUUUUCUUGCUUGUGGUGUUCAGUCUUGGCCAGUCCAGCAAAAGUGUUAGAAAAUGUAGGGUUUUCUUUGUUUUUUGUUUGCCACAACUCCUCCUAUCCUGAAUAAAAGCCUAUAUUCUGUGGGGAAAAAAAGCUAAUAAUUUUGACAUUCAGAAUGACUUCUGCUACUUUUAGCUUAACAAGGUGGGAGAACUGCAAAAUGGUGGUAUAUUGGCAGCACUCUUGUAGCCUUUACUCAAAGAAAGGAUGUUGAGGAUGUUCUUUUUCAGUAAGGAUUAUCCUGACUGAGUGACAUGCAUUGAGUGCAGCCUGUUGGUUACACUGAGAGCUGGACAAGCAGCAUAUCAGAAUAUAUCGUAUGUAGCCUCCUACUUUGUGUUGUAACAUUUAGCAGCAUUGUUAUGCAAAGCGUUGUUGGAAUUGUGCUGUUUGCUUCUUCUCAGCCUUAAGCAUAAGGUGUAGUAAUGACUGCUGGGAAUAAAGGAAUGUGCCAGCGGCCUCAUUCACCUCUGCCAUCCAGAUCUUCCUAAGUCUUCUGUCAGUGCCAUAAUAUUAGCCACAAUGCCACGUGUCCUGUGGUGAUUCUGUAUCUGGGUAGGGCUGUUGGUGCACAUGGGAUAUUUCAUCAGGGAAAACGGUUUUGAACUUACACGAAGAGCAUGGAAUUGCUAAAGUCAGAUUAUAAAGAAAUAACGGUUCUCGUUUAUUCAGUGUUUUUUUGUUCAAAAACGUUAUAAAUGUUUGUGUUAUUCCUUCUCUGUCAAGUCUCCUGCCCAGAAUAAAGUUACUGUCAAAGAAA